AUGGCGGCCCCUUUCGCUCCCGACUAUGCUUCGUACAACUGGACUGGCGCUCCGGCGAACUUUGACCUCUCUACUAACAAGGAUUUGGGCGGCAAUUCAAGGGUUGAAAAUCUGAACAAAUGGUUCCAAUCUGGCGACCAGGCCUACAUCAUCAUUGCUUCGGCAAUGGCGAUGAUCAUGGUUCCUGGCCUGGCAUUUCUCUAUUCUGGUCUUGCUCGUCGAAAAUCGGCUCUUAGCAUGAUAUGGGCUUGCAUGGGUUCCAUGUCCGUUAUCUUCUUCCAAUGGUACUUUUGGGGUUAUUCCCUUGCCUUUUCAACAAGCGCGACCAACGGAUUUAUCGGAAACCUGAGAAAUUUCGGACUUAUGAAAACUCUUGCGGAUCCAAGCCCUGGUUCUCCUCUCAUUCCUGGGUUACUUUUCGCACUAUACCAGAUGCAAUUCUGCGCUGUCACAGCAGCUAUCGUAAUGGGAGCCGUAGCCGAACGAGGCCGUCUCCUACCCGCCAUGGUGUUCGUUUUCUUCUGGGCAACUUUGGUUUAUUGUCCAAUUGUCUGCUGGGUAUGGAAUAGCAACGGUUGGGCGUACAAAUACGGGGUUAUGGACUAUGCUGGUGGAGGUCCUGUUGAGAUCGUUUCCGGAAUGUCCGGUUUUGCCUACUCCAUGGUCCUCGGCCGUCGUCACGAACAUAUGAUGCUCAACUAUCGUCCUCAUAACAUGUCUUUGAUUGUAUUAGGAACGGUGAUCCUCUGGUUUGGCUGGCUUGGAUUCAACGGUGGUUCGGCGUUUGGUGCCAACCUUCGUGCUGUAAUUGCAUGCUGGAACUCCAACUUGACUGCAGCGUUUGCCGCCAUCACUUGGGUUCUCCUCGAUUGGCGACUUGCUCGAAAAUGGACAAUGGUUGGUUGGUGUUCUGGUACGAUUUCUGGCUUGGUUGCUGCCACUCCCGCUUCCGGUUUCAUCCCGCCCUGGGCCAGCGUCAUUUUGGGCAUUGUGACCGGCGUAGUAUCCAACUACAGCACCAAGAUUAAAUAUUGGCUCAAAGUUGACGACUCCAUGGAUAUUCUCGCUGAGCACGGCAUCGCAGGAAUUGUCGGUCUUAUUUUCAAUGCCUUAUUUGGCGACGACUCCAUUGUUGGCCUUGACGGCGUUAAUGUCGGUGCCAUCAACCCGGAGACCCAUACUCGUGUGGGUGGUUGGAUCAUCCAUAACUACCGCCAGCUGUACAUCCAGAUUGCCUACAUUCUUGCGUGUGCGGGUUAUUCCUUCGUUGUCUCCGCUAUAAUCGCUUACGGUAUCAACUUCAUUCCUGGACUCCAUCUCCGUGCCACUGAGGAAGCUGAACUCCUUGGCAUGGACGACGACCAGCUCGGGGAAUUCGCAUACGACUACGUCGAAGUUCGACGGGACUAUCUUGCCUGGACUCCCCAAAGUAUACAGCCUAGUGGCCACAUCCACCAAGUUCCUCGCCCGGACCUCUACGGCUUCCACGAGCACAGCGCCAUGGCCGCCCGCCCCGUGCAAAACGGACGGAUUUCCGCGAGCCACAGCAUGGAUAACAUCCCCAAAGAAUUCUCGUCUGACGGUCAGACACCAUCCGGAUCCGCCAGCCGACAGCCUAGUCCGGAGCGAAGAAAUAGAUUGGCGCGGGUUUUCGCCUCCAAGCGAUCACAUCCGCCCCCGGUGCCCUUGCAGAUGCCCGCAGCAUCAGCGGAACAACACCUCACAUCCUUGGAAUCGAACCAUGAAAUGACGAUACAUCCGGCCUCUUCUGACAAUCUCUCACAGCUGUCGCCCCAGGAAUCAAUGGUGGCACCAAUAGGAGCCCGUCAAGCCACUCAAGAUGAUCUGGAUGAAAAGUGCGGAUAG
Molecule: messenger RNA, 1866 nt
Organism: Uncinocarpus reesii 1704
Lineage: Eukaryota; Fungi; Ascomycota; Eurotiomycetes; Onygenales; Onygenaceae
Product: ammonium transporter MEP1
Exons: 4
Coding region: 1-1866 (621 amino acids)
Biological process (GO): ammonium transmembrane transport
Cellular component (GO): plasma membrane
Molecular function (GO): ammonium channel activity
Source: RefSeq, a predicted model, not a curated record